AAUCCCGGCCGGGAGAGGAGGACACAGCUGUUCGAUCCCCGUUUGGCGCAGCUGAAGGCGUCACUUCCUCCCUUCUCAGGAAGAGCGACGAGGCCACCCAUAAUCCCCGACGAACUUUGUUAUGUUUUCUUGAGGGAGGAAGAAGACCCACGAAGAACCGAGGGGCAGGGGGAGAAAGAAAGGGGAAGCGACCGACUCUUCUGUGGCGUUGGGGUGGGGAGGGGAGGCUUCCGCGGCUGCGAUGGCCGCGAGGGACGUUGCGGAGGCAGCGGCGGCGGCGCUGCUGAACAGGCUCCGAGGUCGCUGCUCCUCAGCCUGCCCGGCUGAUCGCUGAACAGCCGCCGCUGCCGCCGCGCCUCCUGGCAGGGAGAAGCGGGAUGGCCGAGGCAGCCGGCGAGUCCCCGGCUGCUGCCCUGCGGGAGAAAGUGGCUGCGCUGGAAGCGGAGUUGAACUCCUGCCGGGGUCGACUGGAGCGGGAAAAGAAGAGGCGCCUCCAAGCCCAGGCCUGCGCGGCCAAGUUACGGAGGCAGGUUGAAAAACUUGGUAAAGUCAGCAAUGGUGAAAGAAAUGAGAAGACAAAAUCUUCUGUAGAAGUGCAAACUGAAGACUCUGCUGCAUGGUUAUAUGCAGAUUAUUACUAUCCUCAUGAUUAUUACAACUGUUCUGAAGUAUCCAUUGCACCAGUGCAACCAAACCAUGAUAAUGAAAUAUUGAACUCAAAUUGUACAGAUCAUUUACAAUUAGACAAUCAUUUUGAUGUUAAAGACAGACAGCAAGAUGAGCUUGAGGAACAGGAAAACAUAAUAAAUAAUGCGCAGAAAUCAAAAGAUGUUUCAUUAACAGAAGGCACAUUAGCAGAAAGUCUGAGAGCUGCUGCAGAAGCUGCUGUAACACAAACAGGAUUUACAUAUGAUGAAAAUACUGGCUUAUAUUAUGACCAUAGCACUGGAUUCUAUUAUAAUUCGGAAAAUCAGCUGUAUUAUGAUCCAACCACUGGAAUUUAUUAUUACUGUGAUGUUGAAAGUGGCCGAUACCAGUUCCACUCUCGAGUGGAUCUACAGUCUUAUGGAACUGAAACUCUUCAGAGCAGCAGAGACAGAAAAAGCAAAAAGAAACGAAAAGAUGCAGAAUGCUCUAGGACAAAUGAGCACAAGAAUCUGAACACAGAAGAACAAAAGUCAUCUAGCAGUCUGAAUUGCCUUUUUGCCCCUAAUGAACCAGGUUCUCCAGGAGAGGAAGAAUUUCCAGAUGUGAAAAAGGCUAAAGUGGACCUUGAUACAAGAAACACUCAAAAGACUAAGGAAUCUGUUACUGCCAACGGAAGUAGUAUAAACGCAGAGUUUACUGCUAGUAUAGAAGACAGUAGAACAGAUACAGAAAGUGAGCCAGAAGAAGGUGAAAUCACAGACACUGAACAGGAGGAAUAUAGCAGUGAAAAUGAAGCGACAAGUGAAGAAACUGUAAAUUCAGAAGAUGUGGAUAGUGAAGAUGAAGACAAGAUCUGGCCACCUUGUAUCAGAGUGAUCGUAAUUAGGUCACCAGUACUGCAGAUGGGGUCUCUGUAUAUCAUCACAGCUGUGAAACCUGCCACAAUUGGAAGAGAGAAAGGGAUGGAACAUACCCUGCAGAUUCCAGAGGCCUCUGUCAGCAAGUUCCACGUGGAAGUAUACUUUGAUCAUGAAUUGCAAAGUUAUGUUCUUGUGGAUCAAGGCAGUCAGAAUGGCACUGUGGUUAAUGGAAACCAAAUUCUUCAGCCUAAAACAAAAAGUGACCCCCAUGUUCUGGAACACGGCGAUGAAGUGAAGAUUGGAGAAACUGUACUAUCUUUUCAUAUACACCCUGGUAGUGAAACCUGCGAUGGAUGUGAACCAGGGCAAGUCAGAGCCCAUCUUCGCCUUGAUAAGAAAAAUGAAUGUUCUAUUGUUCCUUCAUUGACAAAAGAGGAAAAGGAAUUAGUUAGAAGAAAAGAAUUAAAACAAAUACGUGUAAAAUAUGGCUUACAGAAUACAGAAUAUGAAGUUGAUAAAGUUGUAAAAAAUCCGAAUUACAAAGACAGAGCAGGAAAGCGCCGUGAAACAGUUGGAAGUGAAGGGAACUUUUAUAGAGAUGAUGCUCCAGCCUCUAUACAUGUGGAAAUUAGUGAGAAUAACAAAGGACACAAACUAUUGGAGAAGAUGGGAUGGAAGAAAGGAGAAGGACUCGGAAAAAGUGGUGGUGGAAUAAAAGAUCCAAUCAAACUUCAGUUACACAGAAAGCAUGCAGGCUUAGGUGCAAGUAUGCCUAUUUCUGCUGAAGAGAUUGAGAUCAUCAGUACCAAAAACAAAAGGAACUGGGAAAAAGCAAGAGAAAGAUUUGCAGAAACAUUUCAGGAUUCUAAAACUCUGCAAAAAUGCACCGAAGAAUCUAACCCAAAUUAGAAGAGCAGCAGAUUUAAAUUCAUAAUUUGUUAGCUUCUUUAUGUAAUUAUGGUUUUUUUUCCUUUAAAGGUGGAAAUGUAUUUGUUGUAUAUUAACUGCUAUAUGCACUCACUUAAUUGUAAAGUACUGUCAUUGUACAUGUUGAUUUGCUUCUCUAACACCAAUUGUAAUCAUAAGAUGUGUAUGGCCUGAAACGGUCCAGUUCUUUUUGAAGAGAUUUGGAAGCAAGUAUGAGGGUAAUUGAGGAUUUUUUUUAAUUCUACCAUUUUGUUGAAAUAAUUUGUCACUUUUUUGAUUCCUCAUGGAUCUCAAAGGAGUCUUUGGCCUGAUGCAACAGAAAGUAAGAAACAAGAGCCAAAAGUAAAGCAAUACUGAUACAUCUCACUUUCAUAAAAUGAAAUCAAUAGAUUUUCUAAAAUUAGACAACAAUUCUGUUCUAAUGCAAUAUCACUAUUUUUGGUGAGAAAAUAAUAUACAUAAUGCCAUAUACAAGGUCUUAUUUUCUUCUGUGAAGAAUUCUAAGGGUUGUACAUUAAGCUUCUAAUAUUCUAUUCAGGUAGCAUGUUUAGAAAAUUAUAAUAGUCUGAUCUGUACUUUUCAGCAUUCAGAA
Molecule: messenger RNA, 3027 nt
Organism: Thamnophis elegans (Western terrestrial garter snake)
Lineage: Eukaryota; Metazoa; Chordata; Lepidosauria; Squamata; Natricidae
Gene: AGGF1
Product: angiogenic factor with G-patch and FHA domains 1
Exons: 14
Coding region: 378-2417 (679 amino acids)
Molecular function (GO): protein binding; nucleic acid binding
Source: RefSeq, a predicted model, not a curated record